GCGAGAGGACGCGUGUUCAGGUUUCUCGGACCCCAGUAUUCUUUUUUUUAAUUCUUCAACUUCUCUUCUGGUGUUAUCGGUUCGUGACAAUUAACAGUGCAAUCCGUUCUCUCUAGUGCAACAAGUGAAUACUAUUUUUUUUUUAAUUUUAAUUUACAACUACAAAAUAUUACUUUAUUUAAAAUUUUUAACAAGUGUUAAAUAAUACAACGAAUAAACAAUCAUCGUUUCUAAACUGCUUCCAACACAACGACGGUGACGAAUGCAGAGCAAUGGGUUUUAAACUUGGUAUCAUCGCUCUUCAGAUGCGGAAGUGACGUCAAGAUAGACUACAUGAAAUAACAGGCCUUCACUUGGAUGGAAACGACAAUGGAAUCUACCUGAAUGCACCUAAUCGUGAUACGGCUAGUGGAUGGUCCUUUCAAUCCUUCGCCAGACGCCGAGGAAGCAAGAGGGUCCAGAAGAAGAAAAGCGACUCAACUUUUUUGAAUCACUUUUCUGAGCUGGGAUUUUUCCGUAAGCAAUUAUGUCGAAGUACGACAUUAAGAACGAGUGCGAUGUGGAGGCACAACGGGAGGUUCGACUUACGAGCUACACCGCGUCCUUAGAUGACACAGUUCAUUUUGUCGAAAAUAAAAAUUGCAAUAAUCUCCCUGCCGAGGUCGAAAAAAGAAUUCCCACCCUCGAAUUGCCCAAGAAUGAGGAAAAAAGAACUAAUGGCAAUGUUCCAAAUAAUCCUAAGGUAGAAUCAUCAGGUUGUUCCUCGUGUACAAGAUGGCUUUACCUGCGACUAAAAAGAACCUGCAGGAAAAAAUUACUCUAUAAAAGAAUACCAAUUUUGGAAUGGUUACCAAAAUAUAGAAGAGAAUACAUAGUGAGUGAUUUGGUGGCAGGUUUAACUGUCGGUCUGACUGUAAUUCCACAAGCCAUCGCAUAUGCCAAUGUAGCCGGACUUCCAUUGCAAUAUGGAUUAUACUCAUCUUUCAUGGCCUGUUUUGUGUAUACUAUUUUUGGAUCUUGUAAAGAUGUGCCAGUGGGUCCAACAGCCAUAGUAGCAAUUUUAACCAUGGAAACUCUGCAAAAAUCCCACUUUGGGCCCGAGUCUGCUGUUCUGUUGACCUUCAUCUCGGGCUGCGUGUCUUUGCUAAUGGGCACUUUGCAAUUAGGAUUUCUAAUAGACUUUAUAUCUGGUCCAGUUUCGGUCGGUUUUACGUCCGCUGCUGCAAUUAUUAUCGCCACAAGUCAAGUUAAAGACAUUCUCGGUCUCAGUAUUGGAGGCGGGAAAUUUGUUUUCGUUUGGCAGACAAUUUUCGAGCACAUUGGCGAAACAAGGUUGUGGGAUGCAGUACUUGGUGUACUUUGUAUGGUCAUUCUCCUCCUCUUAAGGAAAGCGCAGGAUCUUCCGCUCGUACCAAAGGAUGUGAAGGUGCCAACGACAUUCCAAAAGAUCCUCCUCAAAAUUCUUUGGUUAUUUGCAACUGCAAGAAAUAUUUUGGUAGUUGUAGUAUGUGCUGUGAUUUGUUGGCUAUUGGAGGCUCAUUUGGGUUCAUCACCAGUAGUCCUGACUGGUCACGUGAAACAAGGACUUCCGGAUAUAUUACUUCCUCCAAUGCAAACUCAAGUUGGAAACGAAACUUAUGGAUUUGCUUCCAUGGUUGCUGCCAUGGGGUCUGGAUGUUUCGUCAUUCCUCUUCUCAGCCUUCUGGAGACCAUCGCUCUUGCAAAAGUUUUCUCCGAUGGAACGCCAAUAGACGCCACUCAGGAGAUGUUGGCUCUAGGUGUCUGCAAUGUGCUAUCAUCCUUUGUGUCCUCAAUGCCAGUUAGUGGAGGUCUCAGUCGUGGAGCAGUGAACCAUUCUUCUGGAGUUAAAACGACUCUUGGAGGAGUCUAUACUGGAAUUCUGGUGCUGAUAUCUCUUCAGUUUCUGACACCAUAUCUGUAUUUCAUUCCAAAAGCCUCCCUUGCUGCUGUUAUCAUCGCAGCUGUCGUUUUUAUGGUGGAAUUCCAUGUGGUCAAACCCAUGUGGCGCACCAAGAAAAUCGAUUUAAUUCCGGCGAUCGCGACAUUUUUAUGUUGUCUCUUCGUGAGAUUGGAGAUUGGCAUUGUGAUUGGCAUUGGCAUAAAUCUUCUAUUCCUACUUUACGCUUCGGCCAGACCUUCUCUCCGAGUUAGCAAGGCUACAAGUAACAGCGGAUGUGUGUAUCUCGUCGUUACUCCAGAUAGAAGUCUCGCAUUUCCGAGUGUGGAGUACGUCCGGGCUGUCAUCAGCAAACAAGGAACUAAACAGGGAAUAUCUGUUCCAGUUGUCGUCGAUUCCACCCACAUUCAGGCUGCCGAUUUUACCGCAGCGAAGGGAAUCAAGAGUCUGAUCGAAGAUUUUGCCAGGAGGGGCCAGCCCCUUAUCUUCUAUAAUUUGAAACCAAGUGUUUUUGAGAUUUUCAGAGGUGUGAAUCCCUUAGAACUUAGGUGCUGCUACAGUGAAGUCGAACUAAAUGAUUAUCUUAAAACGUUUUCGAAUCACUCAAAUAAUGUAACGAGGCAUUGAAAGGAAGUAGCUGGGCAGAAGAAACAUUGAAAACAUCAGUAUUACAUCAGCAAAGUUGUGAUUUAAAACGUACACGCUGAUUUAUAACAUCUAGUUUUAAUUAUAACAGAAGUAAAGAUAUCAAAUUAGGAAUCAUCAUAAUGUAAUAAUUUAAGUGACAUAUGUAAAUAUUCUACGCAAAUUAUGUAAAAUAUAGAAAGUAUUUUAGCUGCAAGAAAUAUAAUUCAUCACAUGGAAAAUGCAAGCAUAAUUGUCGUAUCACCAUGUAUUGGUGUUCAUUCUUAAAAACUAAAGUUUUUUUUUCGACUAAGGAAGACUUAUUUUAUUUCCAGUUGUCUGGCACCAUUGGUUGGCUUCGCUAUGUAGAAAGUAGCAUUUCCUUUGUACCUAAAAGAAUUAUCUUGUAAAUAAAAAUUUCUUUCAGUAAA
Molecule: messenger RNA, 2973 nt
Organism: Belonocnema kinseyi
Lineage: Eukaryota; Metazoa; Arthropoda; Insecta; Hymenoptera; Cynipidae
Product: sodium-independent sulfate anion transporter-like
Exons: 11
Coding region: 527-2545 (672 amino acids)
Biological process (GO): transmembrane transport
Cellular component (GO): membrane
Molecular function (GO): sulfate transmembrane transporter activity
Source: RefSeq, a predicted model, not a curated record